AGUGAGCUGCUGAAGUCCGGAUCGGAGACAGGCGACGGGACAUUUUUCCUCCGUGCACUCGGAAUCUACGGAGCGCGCUCUGGUCUGCUGCGCCUCGACGCGGAUAGAGGACACUGUGUGCCAUUUUCUGGACUUUUUAUAUGGUUUGAAAUUGGAAUACCCACACAGGAUCAGUACGGGAGAUGAAAGAUGCUUCAAACCAAGUAGCGCACUGGGACUGAGAAGCUUCUCCUCCGUCCUCCGGGGCAGUUCAGUACAGCCAGCUCUGCGUCUCGUUUGGAUUACAUUUACGCACCGCGUCUCUGGACAUCCCUCAGCGCGGCGCGCUCUCUCCAAUGAAAUAUCUCUCCCCAGGAUCUGCCGCGGAUCGAGUCAGUAAACAAAUCGAGUUCAGCGAGACCACCGAGUCCCAAAACUGUCGUCCCGGUGCCGCGGUCUCCCUGCUGACCCCUCUGGACCCUCUCCGCCAGGCAAAGCGGCUUCCUAUCCGAGUUCUCAAGAUGUUGACGGCGCACACUGGACACUUGCUACACCCGGAAUAUUUACAACCGUUAACAUCCGCACCAGUGAGCAUCGAGCUGGAUGCUAAGAAGAGUCCCCUGGCCCUGCUGGCUCAGACCUGCUCUCAGAUCGGCAAAUCAGACCCUCCGUCUUCCUCCAAGUUGAGCUCCUCCUGCGGCCAGGGGGACAAGGAGCCCAGCAGCCGCUCAUCUGUUUCCAGCCUGAAGCUGGGAGAACACCGCCCCUCCCUGGAGGACAAAUCCAGUUUCAAGCCGUAUAACAAAGGUGGCGGAGACUGUCGCAGGGAAGGAGUCGUCACCAGCAGCAGCUCCGGCGGCGAUAAAGUCGGGUUCAGGGUCCCCAGCAGCAGCAGCGUCAGCACCAAUGGGAAUUCAAGCAUCGGGCAGCAGUCGUAUCCGCCUCACGCUGCUUCGCCCCGAGGUGACAGCAACACUCCACCUGGACAGGCGCAGCAGCACCACAAACCGAGCCAGUCUCCCGGUGGACAGCCAGCCUCCCAGACUGCCAGUGACGAGCCUGCUCACGAGCAGGGCAGUCCGACCGGCAUGAGCAGCGCCAGCAGCAAUAAUAAUCUUAAUAACAAUCCCAAAAAAGAUGUUGACCCGAAUAAGGCUCGCUCGGACAGUCCACACCAUGCGAACUCCAGCCACGUUCGGGCCAGCACAAACUGCAGUAACGGCAGCUCCGAUGGCAGUUCGAACCACGACGGCGGUAAAGCCGAGUCCACGCAGCCGAACCUGGGCCCCGGGCACAUAACGCCCAUUUCUCCCUAUAAGACCAGCCAGCCCCUCUUCCCGCUGCCCUCCUCUAACAUGGGUUACCACGGGUCAGUGGUGGGCAGCUAUGCAGGCUACCCGUCACAGUUUGUUCCUGGGUUGGACCCCACGAAGUCCAGUCUCGGCAUGGGAGGCAUGGGAGUGCCCGGAAAGCACCCGAGCUCCAGCCCCCUGACGGGCGCCUCCCCGCCCUCCUUCAUGCAGGGCUUGUGCAGGGAUCCCUACUGUCUAAGCUACCCCAGCGUCUCCCAUCUGGGUGGAAGCAACUGCAACUCCUGCAUCCACGACCCAUCCUCCAGCCUCAAGUCCAGCUUCCCCCUGGUGUACCCCUCCCACCCGCUCCACUCCCUCCACCAGAACUCCCUGUCAUCCAGCGUGUCCUCCUCCCUGUCCCACCCUCUGUACACGUACGGCUUCAUGCUCCCCAACGACCCCCUGCCGCACGCCUGCAACUGGGUCUCGGCCGGCGGGCCCUGCGACAAGCGAUUCGCCACGUCGGACGAACUCCUGGCUCACCUCCGGACGCACACGUCGCUGCCGGUGGGGAUGGACAGUAAGCUGCUCUCCGUUUCGUCCUCUGGACCCGGCUCCUGCCACCUUCACCUCCCGCACCAGAGCAGCCCAGGCUCCAUGCCCAGCUCCCUCUCUCUCAGGGCGCCGCCCAGCCUGGGCUUGGCUCGCUAUCACCCCUACAGUAAAGUCCACCUCCCCUCUGGGCCCUCCUCCAUCUCCCUGCACUCUCUGCCCACCACAGGUCCAUACUACCCUCAUUACGCUCUUUACAGUCAAAGACUUGGAUCCGCUUCUGCUCUUGGAUAUCCGUGAUACUCUAUCUACUUAAAUGUUUAUAGGAAUGAUUUAAUGUUUUGGAAAACACUUCUUUGCUUUCUGACGGAGAGCUGGGAGGAGGAAAUUGAUAACACUCAUAUACGUGCCUUGUGAAUAUGUAGCUGCAGCCAGUUAGCAACAUGUAAAGAGGGGUGAGGCUCAAUAAUAUUCAUCUGCAUGACAUGAUCCUUUCAGGUCAUCUUCUUCAAAAACAUGGAUUUUGUUUGUUAUCUUGCUAAUUUAAAACACGACUACAAUGUUUGAUGUUUUCAGUUGACAACAUGCAGGAAUCUAUGAAAAACAGUUUGAGAGUUCAUGUUUACAUUUCAGGCUGUUUUAUAAACCAAACUGUGCAUGAAAGCCAGCUUGCCUUGACUGGUGUUGGAAGUUGUAAUACCAUCAUACACCACAUGGUGGUGCAAAGCAUCACUCCAGUGUUAAGAGUGUAGUCAGCCCAACAAGAGGAGAUGGAGCAGUGGGUUUCAACUUUGAUAGAACAAGCAGGAGAUGCUGAAGGUCUUAUUGAGGAUCGAGUGACAUUUACAUUGGCUUACGAUCACCACCUGGUCUGCAAAAGUGAUAUGUCAAUUUUACAUAUGAAAUAUUUAAGCCAAUCUGUCUUUGCUGUGUAAAAAGUAAAAGCAAAACUGAAGUUAAGUCUGAGAUGAACGAUUCGCUUGAUCAGUUGUCCUCUUGGAGGCUGUUUUAAUUGAAAAAAACCCUCAUGAUUUAAAAAAAAAAAUAAAAAUCUGAAUCUAUUCACCAACACCACUAACCUUAUGUUAUUGCUCAUUUUUAAA
Salarias fasciatus (jewelled blenny) is the source of this 2926-nucleotide messenger RNA. Its product is annotated as zinc finger protein 703-like. The record is from RefSeq and is a predicted model, not a curated record. The transcript is spliced from 2 exons. Bases 336 to 2123 code for a protein of 595 amino acids. Gene Ontology annotation, biological process: negative regulation of DNA-templated transcription. Gene Ontology annotation, cellular component: nucleus. Lineage: Eukaryota; Metazoa; Chordata; Actinopteri; Blenniiformes; Blenniidae.